Messenger RNA from Closterium sp. Yama58-4, 1743 nucleotides. NCBI's taxonomy places the organism in Eukaryota, Viridiplantae, Streptophyta, Zygnematophyceae, Desmidiales, Closteriaceae. The record is from the annotation of a GenBank genome assembly.
AUGGAGAUCAUUUAUCGUUGUCCCGACGAAGCGGGCGUGACGGUCCCGAGCGGCGUGCUUCUCCCGGAGUUCGCGCUCGAGAAUGCGUCGCGAUGGGCCGACAGACGCGCCUUCGUCGAUGGCGUCACGGGCCGCGCACUCACGUUCGCUCAGGUGGACGAGCUCGUGUACAACGUGGCUGCUGGCAUCACCGAUCUUGGUAUCUUUCCCGGCGAGUCGGUGCUGCUGCUGCUCCCCAACAUGCCAGAGUACGCGGUGCUCUUCCUCGGGAUCAUCGCAGCGGGUGCAGUGGUAACCAUCGCCAACCCCGCCUACAGCGCGCGAGAGCUGGCACACCAGAUGGUGGAUGCGGGGGCGCGCAUGGUCAUCACCUCACCCGAGCUCUUAGAGAAGGUGCAUCACGUCAACACAGGCCAGUCCAUCGUCUUUGUCGUCAUCAAUAACGACAGCAGCCACAACGGCAGCACUAGCAGCAGGUCCAACCCCCUGGGCACGAUCAGCAUCGACCGAUUGCUCCGUGCCAACGGGUCCAAGAUCCGAUCACAGCGACAGCACCUCCACCGCACCCUUCAGCACCAGCACCACCACCAACAGCAACAACCGCCCUCUUACACAGCACACAGAACAGCAGCAGCAGCAGCAGCAGCAGCAGCAGUGGUACCAUCCCAGCACGACACGUGCGCACUGCCCUACUCAUCAGGAACAACGGGCGUGUCUAAGGGCGUCAUGCUCUCCCACCGCAACCUCAUAGCCAAUGUGCAGCAGCUGCUGGCGGGCACCAACCCGCGGCUGGACCUGUGUGGGGAGGACGUGGUGCUGGGGCUGCUGCCCAUGUUCCACAUCUACGCCAUCACCCUCGUCAACCUGCUCUCACUCCGUGGCGGCGCGUGUGUCGUCACCCUUCCCAGGUUCGACCUGCACCAGUACCUGCGAACACUGCAGGACUACCGAGUCACCGUCGCCCCCAUCGUGCCGCCCAUCAUCCUAGCCAUGGCCAAGCUGCCCCUCGUUGACUCCUUUGACCUCUCCUCGCUGCGCCGAGUCGUGUCGGGAGCAGCUCCUUUGGGGGCGGAGCUCGAGACUGCCUUCCGGUCGAGAUUCCCAGCAGUGCAGCUGGGGCAGGGCUACGGCAUGACAGAGGCAUCUCCCACCGUCACUGCCUCGCGCCUCUUUGCCCGCGUGCCCCGCCCGCCCGCUCCCGGAUCGUGCGGGUCGGUGCUACCGCUGACGGAGGUGAAGGUGGUAGAUACGGGCACGGGGGAGUCGCUGCCUCCGAAUGAGAGAGGGGAGCUCUGGGUGCGAGGACCGCAGGUCAUGAAAGGCUAUCUGAACAACCCCGAGGCCACAGCAGCCACACUCACGCCUGACAGCUGGCUGCGCACUGGUGACGUGGCGUAUGUGGAUGGCCAGGGGGAGAUCUACGUGGUGGACCGAGUUAAAGAGCUCAUUAAAGUGAAAGGCUUCCAGGUGCCUCCUGCAGAGCUGGAGGGUCUGCUGAUCGCCCAUAAUGACAUUGCCGAUGCUGCAGUUGUUCCUGCCCCAAGUGAAGAGAGUGGGGAGGUGCCGGUGGCGUUUGUUGUGCUACGUCAAGGUGGUGCCAAGCUGUCAGUCAACGAAGUCAAGGAUUUCAUCAGCAAGCAGGUGGCGACAUACAAGAGGCUUCACGAUGUGAUAUUUGUGGAUGCUAUUCCAAAGACCGCUUCUGGCAAGGUGUUGCGCAAGGACCUGAAGGCACGACUAUGA